AUGAACGAAAAACAUUCCCUGCAGCGGCUAGAGUCGCCAUCGCGCACCUUCUCCUACCUCUUCCACCUCGCUGGCGUAUGCUCAUUCAUGUCCUCGCUUGUCUACAUCUUUCUCUUUCCUCAAAUUCCGGCUGGAUCAUUCGGCGGAGACUUCCAGUAUCUCACUAUCCUCGGACUGGCCCUGUCGUUUCUCACCUUUAUGGUGGCCUACGCUGCCGACAUCAGCCUGCUGCCAGAGGUGUUUGCGACCAAAAACAAACUCGCUGUCUGUGUGGCCCCCCUAGAAGUGCUCAUCAGCAUCCUUUACUGGGGCCUCCGUGCCUAUGAUAAGAACCUUGUCUUCCCACCCGAUUUGGAGGUAGAACUUCCACUCUUGGCCGACAUUGGCUUCCAUGCUGCGCCCGCUGCCUUCCUCGCACUCGAUCUGCUCCUGUUCAGCCCGCCUUGGACCAUCUCGCCAAGGGACGCUCUAGAACUGAGUCUCGUUCUCGCGCUGACCUACUGGAGCUGGGUUGAGAUUUGCUUCAGCUAUAACCACUUUUAUCCGUACCCGAUUUUCGAGCUGCUGAACAAGCCCCAGCGCAUGGGUCUCUUCGGCUUCUCCGCCCUGCUCAUGACUGGCAGCACUGUGAUGCUGAAAGCGCUCUACCGGUGGCUGAACGGUGUCGAUGCAGAGCCAGUAAAGAAAGAUUGA
Molecule: messenger RNA, 693 nt
Organism: Grosmannia clavigera kw1407
Lineage: Eukaryota; Fungi; Ascomycota; Sordariomycetes; Ophiostomatales; Ophiostomataceae
Exons: 2
Coding region: 1-693 (230 amino acids)
Cellular component (GO): endomembrane system; membrane
Source: RefSeq, a predicted model, not a curated record